Sander lucioperca (pikeperch) is the source of this 2989-nucleotide messenger RNA. It is a transcript of the gene fam43b, whose product is annotated as family with sequence similarity 43 member B. The transcript has a single exon. Lineage: Eukaryota; Metazoa; Chordata; Actinopteri; Perciformes; Percidae. The record is from RefSeq and is a predicted model, not a curated record. Bases 218 to 1201 code for a protein of 327 amino acids.
GAGGAGGAGGAGGAGAGGAAGGAGGAGCGAGCGAGUGAGUGGGGGAACAGACUGGCUGAAGCUCGCAGCUCGCAGUCUCUCCUCAGUGCUUUGUGAAGCAGCUUCUUUUUGCUUUCCCUCUCGCACACACUUGCCUCUCCUACUCUUUUGCCUGAGCUGACAAGAGCAAACGCGGCAGCAAAAAGAGGGGCUCACUCGCUCCAACUCUCCCCGUGCCAUGCUGCCCUGGAGAAGGAAUAAGUUUGUUCUGGUGGAGGAUGAGACCAAGAGUAAACCCAAGAGCCUGGGGACGGGGCUGACCUACCACUCCAUCCUCUCCUCUCUUCUGCGCUCCUGUCCGGACUUGCUGCCCGACUGCCCCUUCGACUGGGUGGGCAACAUCUUCCAUACCAAACGGCAAAAGGUGGAACUGAACAAAGAGGAGCCUGUUUACAAUGUGCGCUACCUGGGGAGUGUGGUCACCAUCACAGCAAAGGGAGACGGUUGCACCCAGGAGGCAGUGGCCAAGAUCUGGGCGAGGAGCAACUACGGGGAGCAGAGUGUCAAGAUGAGGUUAACAGUGGGGCCGCAGGGCAUCAGGAUGAGUGCUGACAAGUCUGGGAAAAAGAAACCCAUCCAUCUUUACUCACUGAACAGAAUCACCUACUGCGGCGCUGACGCGUGCCGGCCCAAGAUCCUGGCUUGGAUCUACAGGCACCAGGUCAAGAACAUGGCCGUGGUGCUCCGGUGCCACGCUGUCCUGGUUAGCAAGUCGGAGAAGGCCCAGGCCAUUGGCCACAGCCUUUACCAGAACGCCACCUCCGCCUUCAGCGAGUUCAAGCGGCUGAAGCGUCAGAGCGAUUUCCGGCACUGCCAGCAGCAGCUGCUGGGGGAGGAAGCAGUGCCCCUGAUGCCUCUGAGGAGGCUGCUGAAUGGGCAGUGCCACUACAGACCGCCGGCCGACAAUCCCAGCAGCGCCACCCGCCUCUGCUCCAUCACAGAGGAAGAAGAAGAGGAGGAGGAAGACAUGGAACAUGAGAGGCAAGCGAUGGAGGAACCAGAUGAGCAGCAGGAGAAGCAGGUUUUUACAACAAAAACAGACCCGACUCAGUUAUUAUCCGAGCUGGACAUUGUGGAUAUUGCCAGACUGGAGCAGUGCCAAAUCAACUUUGUCAGUGACAGCAACAACAACACGUUUACAUUUAUAACCUCUCUGGUGUGACAAUAACGCAGUUUAAAGAAUUCUGCAACACUAUAGUAACCCAUUCGUCUCUUGGCCCUUCUCUGGUACCCCACUCAGGCUCCCUCCUGCCCCGUUCCGUGUAAUGUGAAGUGUUUACUAGAAACUUCUCCUACUACCAGGUGGUGGAGAAAAGGCAGAGGAUCGUUCUGUGGGAGCAAUUUCUAUGCUGGCCAGAUGGCUCAGAUGCUGGUUUUGUCGAUAGCAGUUUGUGAAACUGCGUGUUUACAAAGAGGGCUGGGGAUGCACAGACUAACGAUAGCACAAUGACGAAUGAGGACAAUUUCAGAAAAAAAAGGAGAUGGGUCACAUAUUGAUCACAGUACCAAGCAGGAUGCGUUUAUUAGUCCUCUAUCUUCUUAUAUUUGUGAGUAUAAUUUAUGCCGUGUUUGCCAGCAGGAACAUUUUUCGAAUCGACUUGUAAUAUUUUUUCAGGGAGGUUCUUUGUAAAUUUGUGUAAUUUUUCUAAUAUGACAAUCCUCACUGAAAUUGUUCACAGACUGACCUUUUCCGAGUGCUUACAAUCGCGAGAAGUUAUCACGGUUUUACUAAUGACCACGGCCGACUAAUGGAUAAGGCUGUCAUUUAGGAAGCAAGCCAUUGAGUCGACAUGUUUAUUGCUGUCAUUUGUUACGGUUCUUAUCAUUUAUGCAUGACAUGUCAGCAGUAACCUUUUCGUGCUGAGCUUCUGUCUAUUUUCAUGUGACAGCUUUGAUUCUCGGGGCUUUCAAAAUGAGCACUGUGAUAAAUGUGUUGCUGGGGAUAAAAUACACAACUGUUUACGUAGCAAUGUCUAACAAGCUUUUUUUUCACAUACCUAUUGCUUUGUCACGUGGUUUGCCAAAACAACAGCAAAAACAGAUUCCAAUUUGCCAUCGCUUUUUAGUCAAGUUUUGCUAAUGCAGUUUUUCCACAUGAGCCCUUACAAAUGCAGAUGGACCCUUACAAUUUAACACAAACUGUUUUGAAUAUGACUUUCCUGUUGAUAAUUUAUGUCCUACUGUCAAAGAUGCAUUGUGAUUAUUAUGAGAUGAAGCUAUCUAUUUUCCAAAUAUGAUGAAUAAAAAUUACCCUUACUUGGGUUUACUUCUUGAAUCACGGAGGGAGGGCAUUUCUAGAUGUUGUCAGAGAUUAUUUAAAUGAAUCCAACAAUUUUUGCAUUCCACCAGUGUGCAUUUGCAUAUUUCUGAUGUGAAAAUAUGCCUGACCUACACUUCAAAAAGGGAAAAAAACAACAUAUUUACACCAGCAUAAUCUGCUUCCUGAGCUAUAAAACUGUAUGAAAAGAGAAAAAGAAAGAAAGACAAAACUUUACACUGCCAGUCAGUCCAAUUAGAUGUUAAUGUGGUUUGAUACAUUUCUGCAGGCCUUGUACUGGCUUCUCAGCCUUUUUUUCCUCUGAGGGGAGUAAUUAAUCAGCAGAUUGAAUUGUCCAGGAAAUGAACAUAAAGCACCUGCCUCGGCAGGACAGCUGUCAAGCUCUGACAGAAGCGAGUGAUCCAAAACGGGGACCGGGAAGUUGACUCACCCCAUCAACCACUUUACUGCAAACAUCAGCCAUUUCAGUGACGACAGAGUCUUUAAAAUCUUUUACUGGAAUCGCACAAACAUCAGCAAGUGACGACAAUGAACCAGUGCCUGGUUUUUACAAUCAUCAGCAUCUCUGUCUUUGAACAACUCUGAAUUAAUAUAUUCCAUAUUAUAUAACCACAAUAUAUCCUUGCAGGGCAAUAAAUAUAUUGAUGAUCUGUGGAGUUAUUAAAGCCCAAA